AUGACUAGUUCACAUUAUUAUAAAUUGCUGAUAUGUGCAGUUGGUAUAUACGCAAGUUUUCUCACGUGGGCAUUAGUGCAAGAGCCUUUGACUACAAGAGUAUGGCCAGUUUCCAAUGAACAAUUUCAAUUUCCAAAUAUUAUUGCCAUAUCUCAGGCAUCUGUAGCGAUGGCAAUAGGUUAUAUCUACUUAAGCUUUAGGAAAGUAGAUUAUCAUGUAUUUGAUUUGAUUAGAGACCAUUACAAACAGCUCCUAAUGAUUUCGUUUACUCAAAGUACAUCCACACCUUUGGCGACGUACUCGUUAAAACAAGUUGAUUAUUUGACCUACAUGUUGGCCAAAUCAUGUAAGAUGAUCCCUGUCUUAUUGGUUCAUUUGUUACUUUACCGUACACCAAUAGAAAACCAAAAGAAAAUUGUAGCUAUCUUGGUUAGUUUAGGUGUCACAAUAUUUACAAUAGGAGGUUCCCAAAACAAGAAGAAAUCUAGUCAAAGGACAAGCGGUUCAUAUUAUGGAUUUAUAUUAUUGGCGGCAAGUUUAUUCAUGGAUGGUGUGACUAAUGCAACGCAAGAUAAGAUGUUGAAGACUGCAGGAUCUAAGAAGGAUACAAAGAAAGACCAAAAGUCAAAUAAGAAAAUUACUGGACCACAUCUUAUGUUCUCCUUAAAUUUAUUUAUUAUCUUAUGGAAUAUAUUUUAUCUGACACUUAUUGAUAGAAAACAAAUGAAUCAAGCUCUCAGUCUCCUAAAGUCAGAUCCCGAUAUUUUAUCAUAUUUGGUAGUAUAUGCUGUGUGCGGUGCUAUUGGUCAGUGUUUUAUCUUCUAUACACUUGAAUCUUUUGGUUCUUUGCAACUGAUUAUGAUCACAGUAACAAGGAAGAUGAUAUCAAUGUUGUUGAGUAUUGCUAUAUUUGGUAAGACUGUUAAUUAUACGCAAUGGUUUGGUAUAUUUAUUGUAUUUGCAGGUAUUACCUGGGAAGCUACAAAUAAAAGAAGUGCAUCCUCCGCUCAAGUAAAGCCAAAAGGAGAUAUAAAGAAAACACAAUAA
Molecule: messenger RNA, 1047 nt
Organism: Maudiozyma barnettii
Lineage: Eukaryota; Fungi; Ascomycota; Saccharomycetes; Saccharomycetales; Saccharomycetaceae
Gene: HUT1
Product: UDP-galactose transporter HUT1
Exons: 1
Coding region: 1-1047 (348 amino acids)
Biological process (GO): UDP-galactose transmembrane transport
Cellular component (GO): Golgi membrane; endoplasmic reticulum membrane
Molecular function (GO): UDP-galactose transmembrane transporter activity; UDP-glucose transmembrane transporter activity
Source: RefSeq, a predicted model, not a curated record